CAUAUUUCCCCUUUGUGAGUCACUCUGCAUAUUCCGGAGCGAUAUCGACAACAUCACGGAAAAAUGUCAGAUUCGAAUUGCGUCAUUUGGAUAUGAAUUCACCGAUAAAAACGGGAAAGACACCCCCUUGGAACCUGAAACCUGCAAGAGACGGUUCAGAGCAGCGAAGAGAAAAGGAAUCGGAAAGGAAACCUCAGGAUGCAGCGAUCCCUUGUGCUUUUGCUCCUGUUGAGCCUCGGAGAGAGUUGGGCUGUGAAACAGGUUGCUCACAUCUUCGAUCGGAUGAACCAGGACCCCAAUGGAGACAUGAGUGUAAGGACUGAGUAUUGCCCCGACUUCAAGAAUUGCGACCCCGAUAUCAAUGACAACGCGAUCUCCAGCACUCUCGCCACCGGCGUUUGGAUAUUCUACUCCGGUCAUCAUUACAACUACGAUAACCUGGGAGACGUCGAAUGGGUGUUCGGAGACGAAGCACGGCUGAACUUCGGGAUCGUCGGCGACAAGGUCUCUUCCCUCAGGUAUGCUGGAGACUCGGACGACUGGAAAAGGAACACGAUCACGCUUUACGAAUUUGAACAUUUCUCCGGGUUGGAAUACUACGAGACGAAAGACGUGCCCGAAGUGUACGUCAUGAAGACCGUGAAGUCCGUCAUCAUCACCGGUCGAGCGGAAUGGACCGUCUACCCAUCCGCGAACUUCCGUGGGAAUGGAGUUUGCUUCGGAGCCCAGACUGGAAAGUACGCCGCCUUCGCUCCGGACCUCGAUACCUAUCCAAUCAAUACGAUUAAGUCCUUCCGAAUGGGGUGUUACGCCAAAAACAAGAUUCAGCUCGACUCUAGUGAACACGGCGUCUUCGUCAAGACCAAGGGAUGAACUGGCUAUUCGCUCGUCUUCCUCAGAAAUAAAAUGAUUGAGCCUCACUCGUUCGCCUCGAUUUGUUAGAAACUCUGGGUGUGAAUGCACUGCAUUUUUUUCAUGUCGGCUGUCGCUGAAUGACCAGUUUGAAUCGAAAUACUGAGGUGUCAUAUAUAAC
Molecule: messenger RNA, 1033 nt
Organism: Darwinula stevensoni
Lineage: Eukaryota; Metazoa; Arthropoda; Ostracoda; Podocopida; Darwinulidae
Source: the annotation of a GenBank genome assembly